AUGACAGCUACUUUGGAAGCAAUCACUCUAGGUUCACAAACUUAUAAUAUACCUGUUGAGACUAUCAAUGUUAUUCUCUUAGAAUUCUUAACGCUUGUUCCUGAAGAGGUGUCAAACUCAAAUUUAAUGGGUGGACGCAAACUUCAAUUGAUCGGCGAAUUAAAAGGAAAUAUUCCUAUGGUUUUAUCCACUUUAUCUAAUUUUCUCUUUACAACCACUACAGAACCUCAAAUUCAACAGAAAACACUACGAUGUUUACAAAGUUGGAUUCAGUAUGGGUUUCAACUUGAAGACGCUUAUCCUCUUAUGGAAAAAGUGAUGGAACUUUUGACGAAUGAAGAGCUAUUUGAAUCAGCUGUUGAGGUAUUAAUUGAGUCUAUGCAACAGCCAGCAUGGAACAAAUACCAACAAUAUAGAAAUGGUCUUUUUGCUUGUAUUACAAAUCUUAUCAAGACAAGUAAUGAGGAUGAAGAAACAGCUCGUUUGUUAGCCAAAUUACUAUCUGUAUUUGGUGAGACCUAUACAGAUUUUAUUGUCAGUCAAUUAGCGCAAACAGAGGUACAGGAACUAAUGCAAAUGAUGCUUCAAUUGACAGGCUUUGAAGGUUAUUACCCUGUAGAUCAGGAAGUGUCAGAAAUCCCUUUAAAUUUUUGGUAUAUUAUGCAAGAGACAUUAUUUGAUGAAAACAUUUUACCAGUGCGUCCAGAAUCAGAUGGAUGGACUUUGCAAUGUGGACAGACAGCUCUUGUUAUCUAUCGAGAAUUAGUCAAGAUACUUGUGAAAAAUGCAUGUUAUCCUGAUGAGCCUACUUGGAAUUCAUGGAAUAAAGCAAUUAUAUUGGAACAAGCUGUCUCGAUUAUUAAUCAAUGGGACUCCUUACCCAAUGUAUCACAACAUCUAGAAGCUGCUCUGUUUAGUUUGAAAAGUAUUUCAGAAGAAAUUAGUCCUGACGAAAAUAUAUAUAUUGCUAGACUAUUUGGACAAGAUGUUUUGGGUCGAUUAUCUGAAAAUUGUAGCUUUCGGUUAAAAAAUACAAUUUUAUUAUUAAUGGGUUCGCUCUCUGAAUGGCUUAAAGGACAUCCAGAAUUUUUAAGUCCUGUUAUGAAUUAUAUUGUUCCCUGCUUGAGUAAUCCACAACUUGCUUUGUCAGCAAGUUCAGCUUUUUCUGAUAUUUGUGACACUUGUCGUGAAUCCCUUGUCCAUGAAUUACAAAGUUUAAUGCAUUCAAAUAUUAUGCAAAGAGUGGUAGAAUCUGUUGCUGAUGUGAUACAAGUCUUACCUCCUGAUAGGGCUAUGGCUCCCUUAAUGUCUUUGACAGGUGAUAUUCUUCAAGGUGUCUCCAAAGCUCUUUUAGAAAAAGACCCCGAGAUUUCACGUAAUUCAGCCCUUGUUCAAAUUCAAUACCUUACUGCUUGUUGUAGAGGUAUUCAAUCCCCGCAUGAUGACUAUCAAUCCCUCAAUGAACGUCAGUCAGUUUAUGAUGCUUUUGCUAAUGGACAAUUAGCUACUCUUUAUAGCACUAUAGAAGGUUUUACAGAAAUCACAUUUGCUAUUCGAACCUCAACAACCGAAAUAGCACGUAUCUGGGCAACAGAUGAACAAGUUUCCAAGGCAAUAGCAACAUUUUUGGAACAAGGGAUGAGAUCAACAAGUCCACUUUUAAGUUUGAAUUUUGUUGAUCUGAUGGGUUUAGUAGAAUCGAGCUAUCAUGUAGCUCCAUUUUCUUGUUGGUUGAACACAGCUGCAUUUAUGAUGACUGUAUUUGGCGGACAACAAACACAUAUAGAAAAGUUAAGAGAUAUGCUUGGUAGUUUAACAAGGAGGACUUUAGAAGUAAUUCAUGGAAUAGAAGCUAUUUUAGUUUAUUAUCAAGAGUAA
This is a messenger RNA of Cokeromyces recurvatus, 1878 nucleotides long. Its product is annotated as armadillo-type protein. The transcript is spliced from 7 exons. The record is from RefSeq and is a predicted model, not a curated record. Gene Ontology annotation, cellular component: nuclear membrane; cytoplasm. Gene Ontology annotation, biological process: protein import into nucleus. The coding region runs from base 1 to 1878 and encodes 625 amino acids. Lineage: Eukaryota; Fungi; Mucoromycota; Mucoromycetes; Mucorales; Mucoraceae.